Mycena citricolor is the source of this 3315-nucleotide messenger RNA. Lineage: Eukaryota; Fungi; Basidiomycota; Agaricomycetes; Agaricales; Mycenaceae. The record is from the annotation of a GenBank genome assembly.
GCGAUCAGCAACUUCGUCAGACUCACAUCCAUCUCACUUCGACUCACGGGGCACUGCUUCGCAGGCCCCUACGAACCUACACGAAUCCACGCCAUCCAAAAUAUCUGAGUUUGAAAGCUCACGAUGGAACAAGAACUUACUCAGAUUGUGCAAGCAAUCACCAUCGCAUCGGACCCGGCACAAGCUGCCCUCCACCAACAGGCCUUGGACUAUCUCGGAACAAUUCAACAAAACGCUGGAACUACGUGGAGGAUUGCCCUGCGCCUGUUCAUUGAUGUAAAUCCAGAGGGCACGCGCAAGUACCAACCCGAAGCUCGAUUUUUCGCGUUGAGGGUGUUGGAUGAGUUCUUUGACAAUCGAUUCGAGCUGUUGGAUGAGGAUUCGUUUCGAACUAUUCAGCAAGGUAUUCUCAACUACAUCCAGAGCGAAUAUGUGUUUGGGCAGGCGGAAGCCAAUUCCACCUUCCUUAGGAACAAAUUCUCUCACACGCUCACCCUCUUCUUUCUCUGCACAUAUAUCUCACAAUGGCCGACAUUCUUCGCGGACUUGUUUACCCUGAUUCGUCCCGCACAAUCAUCGUCGAAUCAACCGGCGUUCAACCAUCACAUCGUCCUUCUGUUUUUCCACAUUGUGCUCGAGAUUUCUGGAGAAGUGGCCGACCAGCUGCUCAAGUCGGCGCGCACCUUCGACGAGACUCGUCAUCAACGCGAUGGACGCGUCCGGGAUGCAGUCAGAGAGCGAGACGCCGCUGGGAUAAACGAGGCUGUGCUGACCAUCGUUGCGGACGCGACAGAACUCAUCAAGAGAAAUGACACCUCCGACCGCGAAAAAGCAUCUGCUGUUGAAACGGUGGAUCUCGGAAUCAGGACUUUUGGGUCGUAUGUUGGGUGGAUCGACAUCAACCUGACUGUCACUCCGACUACCGUUCCGUUAUUGUUUAAUCUGCUCGCAGAUCCAGCUGUCCCCAUCCGUCUUGCCACCGUGACAGCAAUGUCCAAAAUUGUCACUAAGGGCUUGAAAGAACCGACAGACAAGCUGCAACUUCUCAAAGUCCUAUCUCUGGGUCAAGUUAUCGAAGCUCUUGAGGCCAGGACAAGGGCUGAGCAAGCUGCACGGUCGGACACGGAUGAGGACGAAGAACUGUACCGGGAAGCAUUAGGCAAGCUUCUCAACGUGCUUGGACUCGAACUCUCCAAACUACUUGAGGAUGGAGUCCAGCCGGACGUCAGAACAGAGGCGUCUGGACUUUUGGGCCAGAUACUGCCCAUCAUGUUGCAAUUCAUGGCCGACGAAUACGACGACACAUGCACCACCAUUUUCCCGCUGCUGCAAACUAUCCUCGCAAGCUACAAACGUGCCCGCAAAGCGUCUGCGGACCCGCUGGAUGAGACUAAACGGUCGUUCCUUACUUCGCUCAUGCAAGUAAUGUUGAGGAAACUCAAAUGGGACGAGGAAACCGAUCUAGAAGAUCCAGAUGAAGAUGAUAUCUCUGAGUUUGACUCGCUGCGCAAGGAACUGAGGACAUUCAUCGAUUCGGUGCAGGUAGUGGACGAAUCUCUCGUCGUAGAGCCCAUCUACACGCUGGUUAUGUCCACCAUCAAUGCCCAUCAAACGGGCGUCCCCGUGAAAUGGAACGACUCUGAACUCGCGGCUUAUCUUAUCUACGCAUUCGGAGAAAUCAAUAAAGGGGGUGGCAAAGGCCGAGCCGCGUUCUGUCAAGCUCCUGCCGUGGACAAGGGUCAAAGAAAGGUGGCGGACUAUUCUAUCUAUCCUCUGACGCCCCAUGGUGAGAUGCUCUUUGCACUGAUCCAAUCCAACCUGUCUUCGCACCCGGAUCGCCGGGUCGCCCUUCAAUUUUUUGAGGCCGUUUCCCGUUACCCCGACUUCUUCAAAGUCCGCAAAGAGUGUAUCCUUCCGAUCCUUGAAGCCAUGAUUGAUUCCCGUGGUCUGCACAGCACGGAAACCAACCAUCGAUUACGGCUUUUCUACUUGUUCCACCGCUUCAUCAAGGAGGUCAAGCACGACAUCCCUGCCGAGGUUGCCGCCAACAUCGCAGAUAGCAUCCGGGACCUGUUGCGCAUUGAAGUCCAGCUCCCAGAACCCGAGGCCGAGGACUCAUCUGACGCCCUUGCCGAGGCUGUACGCGAUCCGACUUUUGACUCGCAACUGUAUCUGUACGAGACAGUGGGCACGCUCUGCUCGUUGACUUGGAAAACCCCUGAUCAGCUGGCGUCACUGCUGCUCUCUUUCGUCAAACCACUCAUGUCUGAGCUGUCGGACAAUCUGCAAGCUUAUGGUGCGAAGGGAAGCCAGGAUCUGGUCCCCAUCGUGCGAGUGCAUCAUGCUAUCAUGGCGCUCGGGACGGUGACAAAAGGCUUCCCCGAUUACCCGAAUCCAGUGCCUGCAGACUAUAUAUCCUUACCCAUAGACCAGUUCCGAGAGAUCUCGCAGGCCAUCCUGGUUUGCUUAGAAGCAAUGAACACUCUCAAAGACGUCCGAGAUGCUAGUCGAUUCGCUUUCGCGCGGAUUCUAGCAACUACGGGACCCAACAUCACGCACCUCAUCCCUCAGCUCAUGUCCGACCUUCUCUCGCACUUUGAGCCAUCGGAGCUGGUCGACUUCCUCAACUUCCUUGGGCUGUUGAUCCACAAACUUCAAAACGACAUGUACUCUGUCCUCGAUGAACUUUUCGGGCCGCUCAGCACGCAUAUCACCGGCCUUCUGGCACAGCCCGUCUCUGGUACCGACGAGCAACGCCUGCAACUCGAGACAAAAAAAGCGUACCUCACUCUCCUUAAUGGCAUUCUCAACUCAAAAGUGACAUCUGUGUUUAUCUCAGAACGAAACCGCGGAGGCUUCGACUCGCUCAUGGGAAGCAUGCUUCAGAUCGCCUGCGACACGUCGGAUCCUUCCUGCCAGCGGGCGGCGCUGCUGUUCCUCAUCCGAUCUGUCACAGUCUGGGGCCAAUCGUCGGCUGUCACGAACGGGAGUGGUACUGCAGAAAAAUCAUUGCCGGGUUUCGAGCAGUAUCUCUACGACCGGAUCAUCCCCGCUGUUUUUCCGAUUCUGUUCCGCCCGGAAGUUAACCUGAAGGAUCCUGGCCACAGCCAGGUGAUCAACGAAAUCGGAGUGCUGUUGCAGACCAUAUCCAAGGCACGCGGGGCCGAGGCCGAGGCCUUCUUCGCCAAUGUGUUCCUCCCAGCACAGGGCUGGCCACCCCAAACCGCAGCGGAGCUGACGACCAAUCUACGAGAUCUCGACGCCAGGGCAUUCCGCAAGUACUUUGCUGAUGUUGUGCGAGCGGCGCGGUCAUGA